CCGGCAGCGUCCGGAAGACUGUACAGGGAAAGAGCAGGUCCAAACUGUGUGCCCAAUUCUUGCCGACGGCUUCCUGGGACAACUUAUUUUAGGGAACCAACACCAUGGCAUCGGGCUGCAAGAUUGGCCCGUCUAUCCUUAACAGUGACCUAGCCAGUUUAGGGGCCGAGUGUCUCCGGAUGUUAGACUCCGGGGCCGAUUAUCUGCACCUGGAUGUGAUGGACGGGCAUUUUGUUCCCAACAUCACCUUUGGUCACCCUGUGGUAGAAAGCCUCCGAAAGCAGCUAGGCCAGGACCCUUUCUUUGAUAUGCACAUGAUGGUGGCCAGGCCUGAACAGUGGGUGAAGCCAAUGGCCGUAGCAGGAGCCAAUCAAUACACCUUUCAUCUUGAGGCCACUGACAACCCAGGGGCUUUGAUCAAAGAUAUCCGAGAGAAUGGGAUGAAGGUUGGCCUUGCCAUCAAACCCGGAACUACUGUUGAGUAUUUGGCACCAUGGGCAAAUCAAAUUGAUAUGGCCUUGGUCAUGACAGUAGAGCCUGGGUUCGGAGGACAGAAAUUCAUGGAAGACAUGAUGCCAAAGGUUCACUGGUUGAGGACCCAGUUUCCAUCUCUGGAUAUAGAGGUCGAUGGUGGCGUAGGUCCUGACACUGUCCAUAAGUGUGCAGAGGCAGGAGCUAACAUGAUUGUGUCUGGCAGCGCCAUUAUGAGGAGUGAAGAUCCCAGAUCUGUGAUCAACUUACUAAGAAAUGUUUGUUCAGAAGCUGCUCAGAAACGUUCUCUUGAUCGAUGAGACCACAAGAAACCCAGUGUUUAUGUUCAUGAAACCUUUUCACUGGAAAACAAGAACACAGACUACCAGAUCACAUCACAAUUGAGGCAGUGCUGCUUUCCUGAGCAAUUAUUCCAGUGAUUCAAAUCUUUUGUACAGAAUGUUCUAAGAGGUUAGAACUUGGUAUUACCUAUAUUUUAGUGAUACAAUUUACAGAUUAGAGUGAAAUACCGUUUUUAUGGGAGAAUUGAUUUUUAUAGCAUAAAAAUACGGCUAUUAAAGUUAUAAACAAAUGUGUCUUACUGCCUAAGGAGGGCAUAUUAACUUCUAUGAAAAAAAUUUUUUUUAAAAAAGGAAUGUUCUAUUGUUUAUCAGCCGUUCUGUAAAAGCAAAGGGAAUCUUUGUUUUUCCUAAUUCAUACUGUAUUUCUGAUUUGUUUAUAAACUUGAUGAUAUGAGUAGAGUAGAACUAAAACGUACAAGCUUGGGUGGGAUGGCAAGCCAUAGUCUUGCAUGGAAGGAAGAUUUUUCACUUUCAUCUACUCAGUUCAUUAAAAAUGAUAAAAGCAGUGUAUGAAACCCAGGGAUUCUAAAAUGCAAAUGCGGGUUUUAUCAAGAUGUUUGCAUCGUCAAAGCAGGCUAUUCAGUGAUUCCUUCCAGCUCCUUGUUCUUUAAAUCUCACCCGCAAUUCUUGAGAGUGCUGAAUUCUGCUCUGUUAGCUCUGUACAGAAAGGAAAAGUAAGCCUUCAUUUGGAAUUUCCAUUGUGUUGAAUGAAUUCUGACUCUGUCCCUUUCUAGCUGUUUGACCUUAGCAAACCACCCAUCUUUUUUGUACUUCUAACUCACUUAAAUGUUGAAUAUCCCAUAACUGUAACAACCAUGCAGGUAAAGCUUACAAUACUAUUUGUAGAACUUAGAGGAUGCUCAACAUAAAAGUGGCUAACAUUACAUGAGUUUAUGUUUUGUUGUUUAUAGAGUAUUUUUAUAUAGUCUCAUUAAACCUAUAAAUUAUUCCUGUAAUUGGUA
This is a messenger RNA of Fukomys damarensis (Damara mole-rat), 1795 nucleotides long. It is a transcript of the gene Rpe, whose product is annotated as ribulose-5-phosphate-3-epimerase. Gene Ontology annotation, molecular function: D-ribulose-phosphate 3-epimerase activity; metal ion binding. Gene Ontology annotation, cellular component: cytosol. The transcript has 6 exons. The coding region runs from base 105 to 791 and encodes 228 amino acids. NCBI's taxonomy places the organism in Eukaryota, Metazoa, Chordata, Mammalia, Rodentia, Bathyergidae. Gene Ontology annotation, biological process: carbohydrate metabolic process; pentose-phosphate shunt, non-oxidative branch; pentose-phosphate shunt. The record is from RefSeq and is a predicted model, not a curated record.